ACCCUACGCGUUCCCACACUGCUUCGCGACAGCCGCUAUGGAGGCUGGUCGUACGGCUGUACUCCGCGUGAAGCGGAAGCGCAGCGAGGAGCCUGCCGAGGCUCUGGUCCUCGCUUGUAAACGCCUCCGGAGCGAUGCCGUGGAGUCGGCGGCCCAAAAGACGCCCCCCGAGGGUCUGGAGAAAGCAGCAGAGAAGAAUGUCUUCCAGUUGGUGGCUACCGUGUGCUCCCAGGAGGAGCCGGUCCAUCCAUUCCUGCGGGCCGCUCUGCCCCCACCCUGGGGCACCCAGCAGCGUAUCCGCCACGACCUCCGCGCGGCUACUCGGAAGAUCCAGCAGGAGGGUCGCUACAGGGUAGUCUCUAGCCGCCGCUCCUCGGGCAUUCCUUUGGAUGCCCUGGAGUCCGAGGACGUGCUGGGAAACCCAGAAGCCGACGGUGACGCAGGCUUCCAGCUGUUGGAUCUGGUCCACGAAGAAGGAGACCCAGAGGCCGCUGCUGCCGCCGCGGACUCCUACAAGGUAGCUGACCCAGAUGUGAUCCUUUGCAAUUCUGUAGAGUUGAUCCGUGAGCGGUUGACUAUAUCCGAGGAUGGACCAAGUGUCGAGCACCGGGAGGAACAGAAGGAUGACUAUGUGUAUGACAUUUACUACUUGGAGACAGCCACUCCAGGAUGGAUUGAGAAUAUCCUCUCUGUGCAGCCCUACAGCCAGGAGUGGGAGCUGGCUCUGAUGAAUACCACAGCCUCAGUGAAGAGGAAAGAGGCAGUAGCAGACCACAGGUGGGGAGCAAAUACCCUUUGGAUGUGCAGAAGGAGUUUGGCUAUGACAGCCCUCGUGACCUGGACUCGGACUAAGGAUUCUGUGACAACCAUGAGGUUCUAUCACAGGCCCUUGAGGGCUCUGACUGCAGCAUCAGCCACCCUGGUAAUGGGUUUCCUGGCAUAACACACGGAAGGAAAAAGCAUGUCCAACAGCACCAUCAUACCAGUGAAAACUUGUGCUGAAGGAGUGUCUCUUGUCCACUAAUAGUAGGGCCCUUUGCCUCAUUCAAGUAGUUACAGUCGGGGGGAUAAAAAAAACAACACAAAAACAAACAAACAAAAAAACAUAAAAUGAAGCUUUCUGGCCUAGACAUUUUCCUGCUCUUCUCCUACGCUAAAGCCAGUAAGUGGAAGAGAGGCUGUUUUAUGAGAACUUCCACCCGCCUCCAGUAAAGGCCUGAUUCUUUUUGAUGGGAAAAUCUAGAAGAGCUACAGUGGGUCUCAUGUAGCAGCACACACUGAGUAGUAAUGGCCAGUAGGAGAGGAAGAAUCUGCCCGAGCUGUGAGGGGUUUGGUUGACAGUUGUCUCUACCUCCCUGCUUCCUAUGAUAAUGACUGUAAAGAUUGCUCUUUCAUUAGCAGUGGUACCAAGGAACAGAGUAUGUGUGAAUGUGAUACUCUGCAUUUAGUAAAAACGCUUUAAAUAUGGGAGCAAGUAAUUCCUUUAAAACCUUUCAAUCUGAAUAUAUGUUCUCCAUUGUGCUCCCUCUCCCCUUCCUGCCCCCCACCAAAAAUGGGGGAGUAGUGAGAUAAAAGUUUCAGAAUUGACCCGAGACACAAAGGACUUAAAGCAAAUUAGGAAAAGGAAAACACAUCCUGAACUCAGCUUUCCACUAAGCAAUGUUUAACUGUUUACAGCACUCACCAAAAACUAUCAGUAAGACAAAAUUUCUUCCCCAAAAUUUACAUCUCUGCCCCUACCCCUUCCAAAGCACAGAUGCCUUAACUCAGACUGAGUUGGCAUUUAGUCAUCUAAUGCAACAUUCAUUGUCCAGUAGAACUUCUGCAAAGAUGAAUGUGUCCUAUAUAUGCACUGUGCAGUAGUAGCCACUAGCCACAUGUGGCUGAGUACUUUUAAUGUGAUUAGUGUGACUGAGGAAUUUUUCAGUUUUAUUUCAUUUUAACUAGCUACAUGUGGCUAGUAGCUACUGUACUGGACAGCGCAGGUAUAGGGCAAUCAAUACCCAGAACCUUCUUAAGACGUGCCCUCUUGUCCCAUGGCACAGACUCACUAUCACAUGGGAAGGUGAAUUACACAGGGAUGUGUCUUCCCACAUCUUUUAAGAUUUCAUAAGCAUCUACUUUCCCAUCCUGCCUAAACCCAUUAUUUCUAAGUCUUUACCUACAUUGGCUCCUAUUUACACAGUUGUUAAACCUGGCAAAAUGAUUAAAUUGUAUGUGUGUGUGUA
Eptesicus fuscus (big brown bat) is the source of this 2228-nucleotide messenger RNA. It is a transcript of the gene SLC7A6OS, whose product is annotated as solute carrier family 7 member 6 opposite strand. Lineage: Eukaryota; Metazoa; Chordata; Mammalia; Chiroptera; Vespertilionidae. Bases 38 to 943 code for a protein of 301 amino acids. The transcript is spliced from 4 exons. Gene Ontology annotation, biological process: developmental process. The record is from RefSeq and is a predicted model, not a curated record.